Messenger RNA from Microthlaspi erraticum, 499 nucleotides. The record is from the annotation of a GenBank genome assembly. Lineage: Eukaryota; Viridiplantae; Streptophyta; Magnoliopsida; Brassicales; Brassicaceae.
AUGAGUGUGGUGAAUGAGGAAGCAACAACUCCAGAAGAAGUGUUAGAGAUUCUAAAAGAUUUCAAGGAGUUGAAUGCUAAUGAAUUGCCGAAUGACCUGCCUCCUAUGCGAGAUAUUCAACAUCAUAUUGACUUGAUUCCAGGUUCUAGCUUACCAAACAUUCCCAACUAUCGUAUGAGCCCGAAGAAGAAUGAGAUUUUAAGGGAACAGAUUGAGGAUUUGCUGAAGAAAGGGUUUAUUCGUGAGAUCAUGAGCCCAUGCGUAGUGCCAGUCCUUCUUGUUCCUAAGAAAGGUAACCAAUGGCGAAUGUGUGUUGAUAGUAGAGAUAUUAACAAGAUAACCAUCAAGUAUCGAUUUCUUAUCCCUCGACUAGAAGACAUGCUUGAUGAAUUGGCGGGUUCUAAGAUAUUUUCAAAGAUAGAUCUUCGUAGUGGAUAUCAUCAAAUUCGAAACAGGCCUGAUGAUGAAUGGAAGACAGCUUUUAAGAGCAAAGAUGGAA